Molecule: messenger RNA, 462 nt
Organism: Triticum turgidum subsp. durum (durum wheat)
Lineage: Eukaryota; Viridiplantae; Streptophyta; Magnoliopsida; Poales; Poaceae
Source: the annotation of a GenBank genome assembly
AUGAAGAAGGUUGUGGUGAAGCUGGACGUGAACGACGACAGGCAGAAGGCCAAGGCGCUCAAGGCCGUCUCCGGUCUCCACGGCAUCGACCAGUUAGGCGUGGACAUGAAGGAGCAGAAGAUGACCGUCAUGGGCACGGUCGACCCCGUCGCCGUCGUCGGCAAGCUGCGCAAGCUCUUCCCCGGCGCGCAGAUCUUCUCCGUCGGGCCGGCCAAGGAGGAGAAGAAGGACGACAAGAAGGACGGCGGCGGCGACAAGAAGCCCGCCGGGGACAAGAAGGACGGCGACAAGAAGGAGGGCGGCGACAAGAAAGACGGGGACAAGAAGGACGGCGACAAGAAGCAGCAGGAGGCGAAGCCGGCCGUGCCGGUGUACCCGCCCUACUGGUACCCGAUGCCGCCGCAGCCGCGCUACAUCGUCCACAGCGUCGAGGAGGACCCCAACUCGUGCGUCAUCUGCUGA